UCGACUUUUUUUUUUCUUCUUCUUCGGAUUAAUGCCUGUUCGGUGUUUCUACGAGGAGCAAUAGCAAGGUUCAGGUGUCAAAUCGGGCGGCAUCGGGCGGAUAGCAAGGGCUUGAAUUUGGAGGUGGCCUAUGAUGGAAGGAAUGGUGGUCGCCGUGGCGAAUGGGAUGAAGGUGGAAGCAGUCCCGGCCACUGACGCCGUCGCCGUCGCCACUGUCAACGCGGACUCCCCGACAUCCGUUCUAGAGGACGAGAUUUCUGAAGGUAAGAAUGGGGAUGUGUCAGACCACGUCGAGGCAAUUAAGCAAGAGGAGGAGCUUGCUGACGUGCUUGUUGAGGAGAAAGGUGAUGAUUUUGUGGAUGCAAGUUCUGCGCUACCUGCGGAACUUGCACCCAACAACGGUGAUUUGCCACCUCUCACUGUGCCGGUGAAGAUGGCGAAGAAAGAAGAACAGUUAUUGGAGCCAGUCAAGGAGGAAAAAGCUGAUGAUUGUGUGGAUGCAAUUUCAUCUCUACCAAUUGACCUUGAGGCCAAGAAUGGUGAUGCAUCCCUCAUCACGGAUGCUAUGAAGGAGGAGGAAGACAAGUUGCACGAGGAGCGGGUUAAGGUUGAGGAAGAAGAGGAGGCGAGAAAGAGGGAAGAGGCUGCAAGGGUUGCUUUUGAUCCUAAUGCAUGCUUUAACAAGUUGGAUGAGCUGCUGUCACAGACACAGCUAUAUUCAGAAUUUUUACUUGAGAAGAUGGAGACGAUUGCAGAUGUGGAGGGCGUUGAAACUCAAGCUGAAGAGGAGCCAGUCGAAGAGAAGAAGAAUGGGCGUGGCAGAAAGAGGAAAGCUACUUCUGCACCGAAGUACAAUGAUAAGAAGGCUAAGAAAGCAGUCGCAGCCAUGCUUACAAGAUCUCGUGAAGAUUGCUCACCUGAGGACUGUACUCUCACUGAAGAAGAGAGGUGGGAAAAGGAGCAAGCCAGACUUGUUCCUCUAAUGACUGGCGGGAAGUUGAAGUCCUACCAGAUAAAGGGUGUUAAGUGGUUAAUAUCACUUUGGCAGAAUGGGCUUAAUGGGAUAUUAGCUGAUCAAAUGGGCCUUGGGAAAACAAUCCAGACGAUUGGUUUUCUUGCCCAUCUCAAGGGGAAGGGUCUUCAUGGUCCAUACCUGAUUAUUGCUCCUCUAUCCACUCUCUCAAACUGGGUUAAUGAGAUCUCAAGAUUUGUUCCAUCUAUGACUGGUUUGAUUUAUCAUGGAGAUAAAGCAGCGCGGGCAGAGCUAAGGAGAAAAUUCAUGCCUAAAUCUACAGGGCCGGAUUUUCCAUUAAUUGUAACUUCCUAUGAGAUGGCUAUGUCAGAUGCAAAACAUCUAGCUCACUAUAAGUGGAAGUAUGUUAUUGUGGAUGAGGGGCAUCGGCUAAAGAAUUCAAAGUGCUUAUUAUUAAGGGAGUUAAAGCGCUUGCCAAUGGAUAAUAAGCUCCUUUUGACAGGAACACCUCUUCAGAAUAAUCUUGCAGAACUGUGGUCGCUGUUGAACUUCAUUUUGCCUGAUAUAUUCUCAUCUCAUCAGGAAUUUGAAUCAUGGUUUGAUUUUUCUGCAAAAGGAGGUGAAAAACAACAAGAGGAAAGUGAAGAGAAGAGAAGGGUGAAUGUUGUUUCAAAGCUCCAUGCCAUACUGCGCCCAUUCCUUCUAAGACGGAUGAAGGAGGACGUAGAGCAGAUGCUUCCACGAAAGAAAGAGAUAAUCAUUUAUGCUAACAUGACCGACCAUCAGAAACAAAUCCAGAAUCACUUGGUUGAACAAACAUUUGAUAAAUACCUGCAUGAAAAAUCAGAAAUUGUGCUGCGGAAACCUGGCAUUAAGGCAAAACUGAAUAAUCUGCUAAUUCAGCUGAGGAAAAAUUGCAACCAUCCUGAUCUUUUGGAGUCUGCGUAUGACUCAACAGGCCUGUAUCCACCUGUUGAGAAGCUCAUGGAACAAUGUGGCAAAUUUCAGCUAUUGAACAGAUUGCUAAAUUUGCUGCUUUCACGAAAGCACAAGGUUCUAAUAUUUUCACAGUGGACAAAAGUUUUGGACAUCAUCGAGUACUACUUGGAAACAAAAGGUCUUCAGGUUUGCCGAAUUGACGGUAGUGUUAAGUUGGAAGAGAGGAGGCGACAGAUAGCAGAAUUUAAUGACUUGAACAGCAGCAUGAAUAUCUUCAUUCUGAGCACACGUGCUGGUGGGCUUGGUAUCAAUCUUACUUCAGCUGAUACCUGUAUUCUAUAUGAUAGUGACUGGAAUCCUCAGAUGGAUUUGCAGGCCAUGGAUCGGUGUCACCGGAUCGGUCAAAGUCGCCCAGUCCACGUCUAUCGGUUGGCGACAUCACAUUCUGUUGAGGGUCGGAUCAUCAAGAAGGCAUUUGGCAAGCUGAGGCUGGAGCAUGUGGUGAUCGGGAAGGGGCAGUUUGAGCAAGACAGAGCCAAACCCAAUGUUCUAAAUGAGGGCGAGUUGCUGGCUCUGCUCAGGGACGAGCAGGGCGCCGAAGACAGGAUGAUCCAGACAGACAUCAGCGACGAGGACCUCGUGAAGGUGAUGGACCGGAGCGACCUCACAGGCCCUCCUGCCGACGCCGACGCUGCUCCUCUCCUUCCCCUGAAGGGGCCCGGCUGGGAGGUGGUGGUGCCGACCAAGAGCGGCGGCGGCAUGCUCACAGCGCUCACCAGCUAGCCUUUUUUCCGGUCGCCGCCGACGAGGUGCCUCGUCUCUUCGACCUGUGCUGAUGACACCACCCUUUUGUGUUGAUCCCCCCAAGUAAUUAAUUACUGACUGGGAGUUGCCCUUGCACCAUUAGACUACUAGGAGGUGUAGUAGUGUGCUUCUAAUCUGACCUAAAUUAUCCCUUGUGUUAUUGUCUCAGCUCUGCUGCGUUUCAUUUUGCAAGGCCAAAAAAGCCUUUCCAGCAGGGCCAGAGUAAGAAAGUUGGUUUUGAGAUGUCUACCUGCUUUGGUAACCAAACUAUGCAGGGAAUGCUACUAGUAUUAUAAGAAGUUCCAUGGUUCUAUACUUCCUAGUUGGAGGGUAUAGCAUAGCUCAUUUGCUUGAAUUGGUAAUUCCAAUACCUGGAGCCAAUGAUUGGACUGUGGUAUGGUUUCGGUAUGCUUAGUCCCUAAGUAUACUGAGGGCACUAGUGAGGACAGUGGUAGAUGGGCCCACCGUCAGUCUCCUAGAAUAUCC
Molecule: messenger RNA, 3202 nt
Organism: Oryza brachyantha (malo sina)
Lineage: Eukaryota; Viridiplantae; Streptophyta; Magnoliopsida; Poales; Poaceae
Product: ATP-dependent DNA helicase DDM1
Exons: 15
Coding region: 131-2695 (854 amino acids)
Cellular component (GO): nucleus
Molecular function (GO): DNA binding; ATP-dependent chromatin remodeler activity; ATP binding
Source: RefSeq, a predicted model, not a curated record